UUUGACCUUGAUGUUUAGUGCGGAUGGUUUGGUUUUCAUGUUCUAUGCAUCUUAUGGUGCUUUGUGGUUUACUUCUGUUAGAAUACAGAAAUCAAACUAGAUCAACCUGAAGAUUCAGAUGACGACUGUCAUUUCUAGACACACGUCCACCAUUUCUCUAGUUUCGCAGAAUUCGGUACAACUGGAGGCUGGGUUAUUAGUUCAGUGCCUUAAUCGCUACAAGGAAUAUCUUGAGUGCGGUUGUGAGAAGGUUUUGAACUCCAAAUUUUCGAAAAAGGGGAUAGGUUCAAAUGUUUUGAACAAUCCAAAUCCGUCAUUCGGCGAUGACACCGCUGAUACAGCAUCGUCAAGCAUUUCAGGCGGUACCGGUUUUGAAAAUAUCACAUCUUCAGUUGUUCGAAGACUGGAUGCUGGAGCACGCGAGAGUUUAGGUCAGCACUUAAUUCAGUUGUUGGCCACUAUUGUCUUACCCGAUCCUCCUCAGUCUAUAAGCGAAGUAGAUACUCGUUUAGUGGAUGGUUUGCCAGGCAUUCCGGAUAAGUUAAUGCCAUCCGAUAGUAAUAUGGAAAGUUACCGCAAUUUAGCUGAAAAAGGACGCAAAAAAAUGUUAAACUUACCAUUUGAUAAAAUAUUUACUGCCCUAAAAGAAUUCAGUGGACGUUUUAACUUUAAUGUAUGCAUUUAUAUCGUUGCUAUAGCUGAACAUGUGAUCGGAAAUUUUUUGCAGGCGGCUAUUUGCUACGAAGAUAAAGCUCUGACUGAAAAUGUUAUUCGUGCAUCAACUGUCGAGAAAUUGUUUAUCUUGUAUCGAGAUCGUGUUAAACCGCGUCGUAAAAUGUUUGAACAUCGUUUAGCAACAGCUAAUCUUUUUCCUCAAGACUAUGAUAAGUGUGUUGAUGAAUUAUGUAGUUUUCUGCAUACGUGCUUAGAACAAAUGAAUUUAUUGAUACGUGUAUUUCGUGAACCGAUAUUAUCAGUGAAUCCAUCGUCAUCAACAACAGGAACAUCUUAUGAACAACAAACAACAAUGUGUACACAUACCAAUGAAGAUAAUACACAAGUAUUAUUUGGUAACAUAUUAGAUGUGUAUAAUAAUAUGCGUAUUUUAUUGGAUACUAUUGAAGCAGAAGAUGAAGAUAAUUAUUCACCAAAUAUUGUAAAAUCUAAGAAUAAUUGUACAUUGUUAACAUCAUCAACAACGCCGUCAUCGGAAAUGUUGAAUAUUGUUAAACCACUGAAUACUUCUAAUAAUAGUAUUCUUAUUACUAACGGAAAUGAUAAAACGACGUUAAUGGAUUCAUUGUCUGAAACACUUACUACACUUGAAUCAAUACCAGAAAAACAAUUAUGUAGUGAUGAUAAUAGAAAUGAAAUGAAGAACAAUAUUAAACACAAUAACGAGUGCACUAAUGGAAAUAUCAGUAAUAAUUCAUCAGGAUCAACAUUUCAUUCACCCACUUCAACUGAUCAUACAUUCUCAAAUGAUGAUCAUGACGAUCGUUAUCCUCACCAUAAUAAACCAGAUUCAUCGAUCAACAAUCAUGAUAAUAGUGGUAGUGGUAGUAGUAAUAAUAAUAAGAAUAAAACUUAUCCUAGACGUCUAGUUGGUAUAUGUUUAAUUGAAUUGGCUGAAGAUGAUUCAUUGCAUGCAUUCAGUCGAUAUGCUAAUAUUGUACUAGAUUCUAACUCAAGAGAUCGUGUUUGGAAUUUAAUUGAACAUGAAGGUUAUGCACAGGAAUUAUGUCAAUUAAGUCGAACUAUUGUGCACACAGCUUCGUUGAAUAACAAACACCCUGGAUAUAAUUUCUUUCCAUCUUCAACAACAGCAACAACAACACCAGUGACUGACUUUCAUUCAUUUACAUGUUUGCACUGUCAGCACUGGGAUACAGUUGUUACUAAACCGCGUAGAAGAUCCACUUCAACAACUGUUACCCCUUUAAACAAUGACAAUAAUUCAUUCAAUGUACAUAAUAAAAAUACCAUGUCCACUUCUGUAGAUUCAGCAGAUAAAUUUGAUUUGACAUCGAAAAUGUCAUUAAAUCGUCAUCACCAUCGUUCACCUCAUUUAUUAGGAAUGAAUACUACAUCUUAUGCAAUUAAUUGUAACUAUUUAGUAAAUGCUACAAGAUACUUACUUCCACGAAUAAUUCUACUGCCAAUAUUUCAUUUUUUUUAUUUUCAUGAAUUAAUCGAGACGUUACAUCGGUGUGCUUAUGAUGAAGUUGAUCGGGCACGUUUAGAAGAUGUGCUUAGUAUGCUGAGGAAGACACGGGCAACACUAGAACGAGAUUUAGCUAAACAUCCAUGGGUUGCUUUGCAUUUAGUACGAUUGAUAUCAACUGGUCAGUUGACUGACCGUUAUCGUUCAUUAUAUUUGAAUGCUGUUUCUGGUGCUUCUUGUCCACCAAGUCCUGUGAACUAUACGGCUCCACCAUCACCUGUUAGUCUUUCGAAUCAAAUUGGGAGUCAUGUCUCAUGUGCUUCUAUGUUCAACACAAAUUGUAAUGCUUCGUCUAGUAAUAUAUUCAAUUAUCAUAAUACUCAUCAUUCUGUGCCAACAACAGCGAUAACGACAACACCAGUAUCGAUUAAUCCUGCUGAUCUAUCAUUCACAUAUAGCAAUACUGUUCAAAAUAAAGCCGAGGAAAUUGAAAAACUCUUAAGUAGUAAAGAUAAGUUAAUUAUGUCAAGUAAUUAUAUUAACACACUUGGUGAUUUUGUGAUGGAAAGUCGUGUACAUUUACGUACUACUGAUUCGAAAAAAUCAUCCAGUGAAUAUAUCGCCUAUUUAUUUACUGGUCUCUUAUUAAUUUGUAAAUGGCAAGAACGUCGUUCAACUCCAUUAAAUCCGAAUUCCAUGCAGCAGUCUAUUUUACGUAUUAAACAUCGUAUACCACUUGAUUUAAUUCAUGUUACUGAUUUGCCUCCAAUAGUUCAACCAAAUUUAGUUGGUUAUGUUGGUCAUAGUGGUCCAAUGACACCGUCUUUAGUUGGCGCUGCUGUUCUAGCUGCGACAUCUUCAAAUAAUAGUUAUUCGCAUAAUAUUAAUAAUAAUACUGCAUCUAAUAUGAACCCACAUGAAGAACCGUCAGCUACUGGGCUAUCAGCAUCAGGUUUUUUCUCGUCAAAUUUUAAUGGAUCUAUUUCAAGUCAUCCAAGUUUAGCUAGCUCUAGUGGCUCAGGAGGAAUCAGUGCAUUUCCAUUUCUUUUCGAAUUAGAAUAUGUUGAUUCGAGUUCAUGUAGUCCCACAACACUGCAGAAAUCGUUAAAUCAUUCCUAUAAUCGUCAUCAUCAUCACUAUAUGUGUCAUCCUGGUUCACAAAAAUCAUCCAUUGGAAGAAUAAACUACAAUGAAGAGGUAACUACUGCCACUACUACUACUAUUACUACCACUACCACUUCUAUCAAUGGUUGUAACGAAGGAAAUUCAACUUUGAAUAGUCUUUCUUCAUCAAAUAGUGCUUCUGAAAAAUUCACCUUCACUAAUUUAUCAUCUAGCAUCAAUGUUAAUCAUAUUCGAAUAUUUUUACGAACACCCGAAGAAAAAGCGGAUUGGAUAGCUAGUUUGCUAAGUAUUCAAAGUUAUCGGCUAUUUAUACGGUAUAUACGAACUUUACCCAGACUGGAAGUCUCACUUCGUUUGCCAUCGUCGCACAUUUACAAAUUUAGUCAACCUGAUAGUAUGAACAAUAUUAUAUUUGAAACAAAUGUGCCAAUAUCUAUGUUAUAUCCUUAUAAAAAUAAUGCGAUUACAAAUACAAAUCAACAUGAACAACAGCCUAUAAUUCAAUCAACUGAUGUAACAAAUCAUUUUGAUUCUGGUAAAAUACGUUUCAAUGAAUCAUCUAGUUAUUUAUGUACAACAGGUGAUACUAGUCCAGAUGGUGAAAGGGAAGAGGAAGAAUUAGAAGGAAAAGAUGAAGAUGAUGAAGGUGAUGAUGACGAUAAUAAUGGAGUAUUGAUAGGAUCGCAUUCUUUAGCGUCUUCUAAUAUUGUUGUUAAUUCUUCACCUCUUUCAUUAGUAAUUGGUCUAUCAUCACAAUCUUCACCGAUAACAAGUACAUCAUUAUCAUCAAAUAUUGAAAAUUCUACUACGACUAUUAAUCAUAAUAGUAAUUUUAUCGGCACUGAACGUAGUGAUGAUCGCAGUGGAGAGAUAAUAUUAUCUGGAAGUCAUGAAAAGCAAGACAGUACUAAUGUUAUGAUAUCAAUGUUGAGUAACAGUGGUUCAUCGAGUACAUUAACCCUGACUAGUCAUGGAUCAUCUAAUGAUUGUCAUAAUAAUAACAAUAAUCCAAACCAAACUCUUACGAAUGGUCGUACCAGUACAAUAAAAUCUUUGCGUGAUUAUGCUUUUCAACGACAAUCAUCGCAAUCCCCUAUUCGGUCUACUGAAAUUGUCAAUCAACGCUUUUCUAAUUCAUCCAGUUUUCCACCACAAAUACGUAUGGCUACAUUAGAUAAACUAAUUGAACGGCUCACCUAUCCAACUUAUUUUGAUACACGUUUAGUAAAUUGUUUCCUAUUGGUUUAUAGACGUGUUACUACAUCAGAUGAAUUGUUAGAUUUACUCAUUGAAAGGUUUCGUAUACCUGAUCCGGAAUUUCUACCUGAAGAAUGGAAUAUUGAAGUAGAGCAGGGUCAAUUGGAAUCUCCAGCACAGCAUAUGCUCAAAAGAUUUCGUUCAGGAUAUAAAAAGCGUAUUCAGUCUAGAGUGAUAAUGUUCCUAUCCCGUUGGGUUCGUAAUGUACGUUAUUAUCAGAAUGAUUUUGCUCCUAAUCCUCGACUACGUCAGAAACUGUUAGAUUUUUUAUCGAGUAUACAAGCUAGAUAUUUAAUUUCGUCUGUUGAACGUAUUAAACAUUAUUUGCAAAAUCCUCCAAUUUCUACACAAUAUCCUGAAACAAUGAUAAGAACAAUGGAAACAAGUAAAGAUAAUGCGGAUUUAUUGCCAAUAUCAUCAUCAUCUGACCCAACAUCUGUAUCACCAAUCGAAUCAAAUCAAUUAAGAAAUUUUGCAAAUCGUAUAACCUUAAAUAAUAUUCAUCCUUUCAAAUUAGCUGAACAGGUUACAUUAUAUGAAUGGGAAUUAUAUCGACGUAUACCAUUUUGGGAAGUUGAAAGUCGCGAUCGCACUGGUAAUGCUGUACCUAAUCUGAAUAAAUCAAAGUCAUUUUCAAAUCGUUUUCGCAGUUGGUUAAUCUAUUCGAUACUUAGUGAAGCACACCCAGAUGAUCGAAUAGUUGGCAUCCAACGUGUUAUCGACUUGAUGUUAAUUAUGGAGCAUAUGAAUAAUUUACAAGGAAGUCAGGAAGCCAAGUCAGCAUUGAUUAGUGCAGCCGUGUAUCGUUUGAGGAAGUCAUUUCAGGCUAUUCGUCGAAUGCGACAUUAUCGUGAAAUAGUUGAUCGUCUAAGACGUGAAGGUGUUCACAAUCCGAAAUGUCAGCGAACAUCCUCUUCGUGCUCAUCAUCAUCAUCAUUAAUAUCACAUCAAAACAAUCCAAUGAUCGAUUCAAAUCUAUCAGCAAAUCAUCCUAUUCAUAACAACAGUACUAACAAUACUACUAGUAAUAAUAAUCCAAUAAAUAGUCAUUUUGCUAGUUUCGGUUUGCCAUUUUCAUCUGGAACAAGUAAAUCACAUGAACGUCGUAUACGCGUACUAGAAAAACAACAUGCCUCUGGUGAAUCAUGUCAUCCAUGUGUUCCAUAUAUAGCUGCUGGAGUAAUGACACGUCUAAUACACUUAGAUUUACGUCAUCCAGAUACAAUUAUAAAUGACGUUGGUAAUGUAAUGAUUAAUUGUUGGAAACAUCGUCAAUUAGCUGAUAUUGUUGAACGUUAUUUAGCAUUUCAACGUAUUCCAUAUACAUUUAAUGUAGAUGAUAAUAUACGAGAAUUCUUAGAACAUGUUGAUCCAUUUGAACUAGCUGGCGUUUCAUCUGAGGCAGAGUUUGAAAGUAAAAUGUAUCAGUUGUCUGAAUCUUAUGAACCAAGGGAUACUGAGACGGUGAAUGAACCAAUUAUACCGGAGGAACGUCAUAUGACUAAAGAAGAAAUACAAGCUGCACAAUUACUCAGUAAUGCUCCAUUAAAAGAACGUAUAUCAGUACCGUCUGUACUUCAGUUUAAUAAUUUGCUAAAUUCACCUAAUAUUACUGCUAAUGCCAAUAAUAGUAGUGCUAAUAAAUCACCACUAUUAUUGUUAUCAUCAUCGUCAUCUACACCAUUCACUACCAGUGUUGCUACCGAUAGUACAAAUGAACAUAAAAAUUCAUCAAAGAAAUCUAGUCAUCAUCCUUCGUCAUCGUCACCAUCAUCACAAAUCAGUGUAACUAUUAUUAAUAAUGGUAGUAACAGUAGUAAACAUUCUCAUAGUGAGAUACAAGAACGUAAAUAUUUACGUAUUCCCAAUGCAUUUUCUCUAUCUUCACAUACAUCCAAUACAACUGUAUCAGGCGCUAAACAUCAACACAGUAUGUCUGACAGUCAUGUCAUUUCUCCGAUAAUUUCUCCCUGUCAUCAAGCAGCAAAUUCAGUGAUUGGAGUAACCACUUACUCUGCUACUGCUGGGUUGUCACCGCCAUCAACUCCUUAUCCUUCUUCAUGUGUUGGUUGCUCGCAUCAACCACCACCUCCACCAUUACCGCCUAGACAAAGCCGUCAAAGUUGUAAUUGUUGGAAACAUUCGAAAGCCCCAAAUUCCACUGGUACAACUCUGCACAGAAUACCUACUCCACCAUCUUCUCUUCAUUCAUCGAAUACUUCCUGUGCUUUCUUUUCAACUAUGGAAAAUUGUAAGUGUUUACCACCACCGCCACCUCCUCUACCUCCAAAAUUAAACUGCUCUAUUCGUUCGACUGCAGCAACAACAACAACUGCUCCUGUCACCUACAGUCGAUCUCCCGAUGAGUCUUCUCCUAAUCAUUCGAAUUUUUUUCAAUCAGUCACAUUCACUCCAGAUACUACUACUACUACCACCACCACUGAGUGUAGUAUUGUUGAAACAGCACCACCAUUACCACCAAGAAGAAAUGCUUUCAAUAAUACCAGUACUAUUACUACUACUACAACAUUAUGCAAUACAUUAUCCGAUCACAUUAACAGAUCACCUGAUACAUGACAAUAUGCUGUAUAGUUUGAUUAUUGCUUCUUAUUUUUAUGCUACAAAUUCAUUCCUUCUCGAAUCAUGCACUCUAGUUAUAAUCUAUUCCUUACUGUCACUGAUACUACUAUUAUAAAUUUUCUGUUCUUCUUAUCGAUUCCCUCUUUUACUGUGUACUAUUUGGAAACUUUGGUUGAUGUACCUUUGUACAGAAUCCAAUAUUACUUAUUGUUUACUGACUUUAUACAUAUAAUGCAUACUAAGAGUGUAAUCUCAUCUCAGCUAUGUAGUUUAUGUCUGUUCGUGUGAAUUAAAUUCUUUGUUUACUGUCAUUAUCAUUCUAAAGCAUUAUUCAUUGCCUUCUUUUCAUUAACAAGGAAUUUCAACUAAGAUAGUGUGUUUUUCCAUUCUCGGUUCUUCUCUUCACUCGUAUACCAUUAAUAUGCAUUUAGUGUAAACUUUUCUUCCCCCCUCGUCUUCCUUUUUCCCGUAUAAGGUUACAAAUGGUUCAGAAUCAAUCACUCAUAGACACAUUCUUGUUUUUUUUUUAAAAGAACAACUGCGAAAUUAUUCCAAACUUUAUUCCACAUAUCUAUUCUAUCUCUUGGACUCAUUUUCUCCUUGCUUUAUAUAUUUUUUGUUGCUAUCGAUUCUGUGAAUACUCCUACUACUUUGGUGUACUCUUCAUAUUUCUCUCCAUAGUUUCAUCUUACCAUGAUGAUCUAGAAUUAAAACGUGACCAAAUCUGAGUAUAUUUGUUAAAUCUUACUUUCCUUAUGAUUUACUGAUACAGUAACUGGUAAAUCUACGCCGCGAUGCUCAGUCGAAACAAGUGUACAGUUAUGUUUUCUUUCUUCUACACCUUGAUUAUCGUUAAUUUCAUGUUAAGAUAAACAAAACAACAACAAAAUCGGAAAAAGAACAUUGAAACCAUAAAAACAUAAGAUCAGUUAUCUCAGAUUUCUAUGAUUUAUUUUUGGCUGUCUUUAUGAUUGUUUUCACUGCUUUUCAAUUUUGUAACUCAUUUUGAUUUUCAUUUUUCUACCGGUGUUCAAAUGUGGAUGAUUCAUUUCUAACAUAAAUGCAUUUUCAUUUUGUUCUAUGAAUUGCAUGUUGUAUGUGGCACCAACUACGAGUUGUCCAAAAAAAAAUCAAGUCAUUGAGUUAUACGUACUUUUAAGUUUAUUUAUUUGUAAAACAAAUAGACGCAUGUGUAUAUGAUGUUGAUGUUGAUGAUGAUGCUUUUAUUGUCUGAACAAUUGAACUACUUGUCUUAUUGUUUUCUUUACUUAUUAUUCAAUUAUAUUUUCUAAUAAUCUUUGAUUUGCUUUUUGUUUUCUCCCUUUUCGAUCUGUUUUUCUUUGUUUAAUUCUUUUUUCAUUUUCGUUUUGUACGUUUAUCGGUCAAAAGAAUGUGUGUUUGUCAGUUAUUAGUAGUCUAUUUACUUUUCAUUUGCAAUUUUUAUCCCGAUUUAUAGAGGUUGUGAACAAUUUUUUGCAGUUUGCCAAUUAAACAAAGUCCCCAUAUAUAUAUAUAUAUAUAUAUAUAUAUAUAUAUAUAUAUAU
Molecule: messenger RNA, 8670 nt
Organism: Schistosoma bovis
Lineage: Eukaryota; Metazoa; Platyhelminthes; Trematoda; Strigeidida; Schistosomatidae
Source: the annotation of a GenBank genome assembly